ACAAAUACUUGUAUGAGAUAUAACUUUAUCGUACAUCCUCUGGCAUACAGAGCUUCAGUUGACACAAUACCGGAUAACAGCGUGGAUGCAAUGCAAUGGGCUAUCAUGAAUAUGCCUGAAGAAAGAAAUUUUGGUGAAGGAAAACCAUGGGGUGAAAAAUGUCAUGGUUUGGAAAUUUUCAACGAUUUCACGUAA
This is a messenger RNA of Paramuricea clavata, 195 nucleotides long. NCBI's taxonomy places the organism in Eukaryota, Metazoa, Cnidaria, Anthozoa, Malacalcyonacea, Plexauridae. The record is from the annotation of a GenBank genome assembly.